AUGGCCAAGGAUCAAAUUCAGGUGCUGAAAGCACUUGAUGCGGCGAAAACGCAAUGGUACCAUUUCACUGCGAUCAUCAUAGCUGGGAUGGGGUUCUUUACUGACGCGUAUGAUUUGUUCUGCGUGUCGCUUGUCACGAAGUUGCUUGGCCGGAUAUAUUACCAUGUUGAGGGUGCAGAGAAGCCGGGGACGUUGCCUCCGAACGUAUCAGCGGCGGUAAAUGGUGUUGCGUUUGUUGGAACACUUUUGGGACAGCUUUUCUUUGGUUGGCUUGGCGAUAAGUUGGGUAGAAAAAAAGUCUAUGGCGUGACUCUGUUGUUGAUGGUUGUCUGCUCGGUUGGUUCCGGACUUUCUUUUGGACAUACUCCAAAAUCUGUCAUUACAACUCUUUGCUUUUUUAGGUUUUGGCUUGGGUUUGGUAUUGGUGGAGACUACCCGCUUUCGGCUACCAUAAUGUCUGAGUAUUCUAAUAAGAAGACUCGCGGUGCCUUCAUUGCCGCAGUCUUUGCCAUGCAGGGUUUUGGAAUAUUGGCAGGUGGGUUAUUUGCGAUCAUAGUUUCAGCUGCCUUCAAGGCCAAUUAUGAUUCUCCUUCGUACGAGGUUGAUCCACUUCGUUCAACUGUUCCUCAAGCUGACUACAUUUGGAGGAUAAUUGUCAUGGUAGGAGCAAUCCCGGCUGGAUUGACUUUCUACUCGCGAACAAAGAUGCCAGAAACCGCUCGUUAUACCGCUUUAGUUGCUAAGAAUACUGCACAGGCUGCAGCAGAUAUGUCUAAGGUUCUGCAGGUUGAUAUUGAAGCUGACCCGGUGAAAGAGGAGGACGCGUCAAAGGUUAAACCAUUUGGCUUGUUCUCGAAAGAGUUCCUCCGUCGCCAUGGAAUACAUUUAUUUGCUACGGCAAGUACUUGGUUCUUGCUUGAUAUAGCAUUUUAUAGUCAAAAUCUCUUCCAGAAGGAUAUUUUCACUUCGGUUGGUUGGAUUCCUCCCGCAAAAACCAUGAAUGCUAUCGAAGAAGUUUACAAAAUUGCAAGAGCUCAAAUGCUUAUUGCUCUAUGCAGUACAGUUCCCGGCUACUGGUUCACCGUGGCAUUGAUCGACAGGAUAGGAAGAUAUACCAUCCAAUUGAUGGGAUUCUUCUUUAUGACUGUCUUCAUGUUUAUUCUUGCCAUUCCUUAUGAACACUGGACUCAUAAGGAAAACCGAUUAGGAUUCGUCGUGAUGUAUUCCUUGACAUUCUUCUUUGCAAAUUUUGGACCUAAUGCUACCACAUUUGUUGUAUCGGCCGAGAUUUUUCCUGCUAGAUUCCGUUCUACUUGCCAUGGAAUAUCGUCCGCAGCGGGGAAGCUUGGUGCCAUAGUAGGUGCAUUCGGGUUCUUGUACUUGGCACAAAACAAGGACAAAAAUAAAACAGAUGCAGGGUACCCUGCAGGUAUCGGUGUGAAGAAUGCACUGAUUGUGUUGGGUUUUGUUAACAUGUUGGGGUUCCUUUGCACUCUCUUGAUACCUGAGGCAAAAGGAAAAUCUUUAGAGGAGAUGUCAGGUGAGAAUGAAGAGGAGGAAGUUGAAAGCCAAGAUGUAGAGAAAUCUCAUUCUAACAACAAUAGUACUGUUCCACAUAAUUUAGUUUAG
Lathyrus sativus (Indian pea) is the source of this 1629-nucleotide messenger RNA. The record is from the annotation of a GenBank genome assembly. Lineage: Eukaryota; Viridiplantae; Streptophyta; Magnoliopsida; Fabales; Fabaceae.